AUGUUCAGCAUAAUAAUACGAAGUCGACAAAAGAGUCGCUUCAAGUCAAUACCAUCACCACAUUCCACAAGAUUUAUCUCAAGCUUCUUUAAGCACAAUUUAGAAUCACUAUUUGCUUCAGAUCAAGAAUCUAAAGCUGUUUCAACUCCAAACUUGGAAAUCAAAUCAAUUGCAAAAGUUGUGCCCACUUUCCCUUUCUACAAACAAUAUUCAAAAAGCAUCAUUCCCCAAGAGAUACUCAAAAAGUCACAAGGAGAAGACCCUCUUGAACUACUGUCAUCCAAAAAGAGUAGCUACCAUGACAGUGUAAGGAACCGCCCUGGAUUGGGAUCUUUGGUCGAAAUACAGCUUGACGAUGGUACUGUUGAUUUGGGUAUAGUAAAGUCAACUCUAGGAGGCUUAUUCUAUGAAGGUUCAGAUGCUUUGUCAAUGGUUAAUAUUAAAGGUGAGGAAGUGAGAUUUAAUAUAUCUCAAGUUUCCUUCCAUCUGUUCAAAGCGAUAAGCCCCAAGCCCUUACGAAAUUUGUCACACGAUGAAAACAAUCAAAGAAUCGUUCAAUUGUUGAAGCAUCUAAUCAAGUGCUCUUAUACAUCAAGGUUUAACGACCGCUCAUUAUUUUCAAUGGCACAAGCGUGGUUUGCUAAGGAAAAUUCGCCUGUCGAGAUUGAUUUACAAAAAAUAAGUGAAAUGAUUCAAAGAUAUUCAAACCAACGUCAAGAUAAAUCCUCGAGGAAUGAGGUUUCGUUAUUUGCAGCGCAUACUCAGAUUGUGAAUGAUCCAAUCAACUGGAUGGCUAUCAGAAAACCACUAGAUAACCAUAAUGACUCAUUGGUGUGUUUCAAGUAUUACUCGAACUCUUAUAAAACUAUAGAACAUUUAGAAAAGGCAAUGAAAAUCAAUAAUACUCAUUUGAAAACAAUUGCUGAUGAUAUCAAAAAAUGCAUUCAAAGUGGUUGUGGAAUAGAGGCCACAUAUGCUGAUUCUGUUAUCGCACUCUUGAAACAUUAUGUUUUAUAUCCACAUUUAGGAUUAACAUCACCUAUUAAAGAAAUUUGGAAACAUAUCACAGGUUCAACACAGUUCACUCCAACAGAUAUUCAUCAAUUUUUACUUAAAUUGGGCGACUAUGACAUUCAUGAAACAGUUAAGCCAGUCAGACCAAAUGACAUUUAUUCCAAAAUCAACCUAGAUCAUUUCAGUUUCCUUAGGGAACCGACAAAUCAAAAGGCAUAUACAAUUCCAAGUCCUGAUAAUGAGACAAACAUUGCAGUCUCUUUAGAGAAGACUCGUGAUUAUUGGAUUUUUGAAAUACAUGUGCUGGAUAUUGCAAGCCAUUUAACUCCAGGAUCUAAAUUGGUGGAAAGUUUGCUCAAUAGAGUCUCAAGUUUUAAAUAUGAUGAUAAAAAGAUUCCAUUGUUUGAUGAUGGUGUAUUUUCAGGAUUUAGUACGAAUACAACUGAUGCUAUAACUAUAUCAUUGCAAUAUCCUUUAGAUGAAGCAGUUGGAUGGAAUAAAGCUGAAUUGUUAUCAAUAAACUUAUCAAAGUCACAUAAUUUAAAAAUGGUGUCGAUUGAUGAACUAAAUCAAUUGAAUGAAGAUAAGUCGGAGUUCAUGAGACUUUUCAAACAUAGCUCAAAUAAUAACUUGGAUGGUGAUGAUGAAGAUAUUUUGAAAAGUUGUUUCAAAAUCAUUGAAAUUUGGACAAAGAGAAGAUGUUCUCAAGGUGCAAUUUCUCAUAGUCUACCUUUCAAAGUUGUUGAAGGUAAUGAAUCGGUGGAUCAUACAAAGAUCGAAUUUGUCAAAUAUUUACACAAAGAGUUGUCAACUAUUGUUAGUGAAUAUGUUAUACAAUGGAGUGAAGUGAAAAAAUGUCCAUUAUUAAUCCAUUCCCAGUCCUUAUUACCUUCACUUCAAGAUGAAAUUGAAAUAGACCCACAAAGAUUUUCCAUUCCACCAUUCAAAGCUUCGAGCUAUGAGCAUUUUACGCUGUUCUCUAAUGAUCAAGGAGAUGUUACGCUCAAAAGUCUAAUAUGUGGUGAAAAAUACUUGAACAAAGAAAUUGUAACCACACAGGCGUCACCUCAUGUUUCGUUAGGUUUACCUUUUGGUUUUGUUGAACUCAUAAACCCAUUAAAUGAUUACGAAGCUAUUGUGAAUCAAUGGCAAGUGAUUAAUAUAUUGAAACAAGAAUUCAAAUACAAACAAGGGUUCAAUUAUAAACUGAACAAUGCAUUACAAGAUUUCAAAUUACUCUCAGAUAAACAACUUCAACAACAUUAUGAUUUCAACAUUGCACCAUUGAAAAAUUUCAACAAUUCAUUACAGACAUCCAAUAAAAGGUUCAAGAAAUUGAAAUGGUUAUCAACUAAAAAAGAUGAUUGCUUAUUGUUUUGA
This is a messenger RNA of Hansenula anomala, 2394 nucleotides long. RefSeq lists its product as uncharacterized. Gene Ontology annotation, molecular function: RNA nuclease activity; RNA binding. NCBI's taxonomy places the organism in Eukaryota, Fungi, Ascomycota, Saccharomycetes, Phaffomycetales, Wickerhamomycetaceae. Bases 1 to 2394 code for a protein of 797 amino acids. The transcript is spliced from 2 exons. The record is from RefSeq and is a predicted model, not a curated record.